This is a messenger RNA of Sebastes umbrosus (honeycomb rockfish), 1740 nucleotides long. RefSeq names its product chromosome 13 C2orf49 homolog (gene tslig2). Lineage: Eukaryota; Metazoa; Chordata; Actinopteri; Perciformes; Sebastidae. The coding region runs from base 39 to 674 and encodes 211 amino acids. The transcript is spliced from 4 exons. Gene Ontology annotation, biological process: embryonic morphogenesis. The record is from RefSeq and is a predicted model, not a curated record. Gene Ontology annotation, cellular component: tRNA-splicing ligase complex.
UGUAAUGUAUAAUUGUCUCAAUAAAGUUGGUAAGAGACAUGCCUUGUUGUUACGACGCGGUGCAUGCUGGGAGAAGUCUAAGCAUCCAGUAUGGCGACCUCCACAGGACCAGAUGGACAGACUGUCUGUCUCUCGGAUGUGGAUCUCUUACUGCACCCGGAGCUGCUGUCUCAGGACUUCAUGCAGCUCAUCUUAAGCGGGGUGAGUUAAAACAUGUCAGCACCAGAGACGGGGAGAGUCGGGACCGGCUCACGGAGCUCUACCUCCGGCAUGUCAUCCCACGGCCGCAGAGGACGCUACCGGACAGCCGCUGGGGGAAGAGGAUGGAGAAGAGCCGGGGGAGAGAGACCCCGGCCGGCUACAGUUCCAGUAAUGACCACAAUAGGAAAAGGCCUCUGAUUGUGUUUGAUGGCAGUUCCUCUCACUGCGGCCCACCAAAAGUAAAGAAACCAGAAGGAACCACCGUGUCAACGGGAAUCACUGACAGGUUGAAACCUCCUCCUGCUGCAAACCUGUCCAACCCCAUCCGCAGGCUAUCUGGAAACACAUCUUCCUCUUCCUCAUCCAUUCAUUGCAGCACUGACACAGCAGACCUCAAACGAGAAGAAAACAGCUCGGGUGCAACGAAGUCUCCUGAUGACAAGAAGAAGAUCCAGCAUGUGACAUGGCCCUGACCUCCGACCCCUAUUCACACAGACCUGAUUGGCUCUGAAGGACAUACCACUCCCCUCCCACCAAAUGUUGUUGCCCAGUAUCUGUGCUCUCUCCAUCACAGUUAUCCCACUAAUUACAUCACAAAAAGGGAUGAAAACCCUUUUACCUGUUUGUCAAUGCCACCUCGCAGCUCAGGAUGGGGUGGCGCCCUGAAGGAUCCUGCUUUUAAAGUCCAGAGCUUCCUUGCUGCUUUCCAAAACCUCAAGUGCCCUUACCAUCGAUGAUCAGCAACUCUACUCAUGUCCCACAUAUAUGGAUCCCUUCUAGAGGACAAAACAAGUAACAUGACUUUUGUUUUGUGAAAUGCCAUUUCUGGAAAUUAUGGUUGUUGAUAUUCUGUUUCUGUGCACUAUUGGUUUUGGUCAGCGGGCCUCCAGUACUGUUUGCAAGGAUGAAAGGGAGAUUUUCCUGUCUGGGUUUUGUUUAAAAAUUUGUAAUUAGUAGUACAAUGACUUGAAUGGACAUAUUGAUAGACUCCUAGUUUGAGAUUGUGACCUGCGGAGGUUAAAAAAAAAAAAAAUCAGUUUUUCUCUGAUGUACCUUUUUAAUGGUACCAAACACAGAUAGUGCUGAAUAUAGUAUUUUAUAAGGUGUGUGUUCAAACCGGUAAUACAGUAGGUGUAAUUUGUCUCAGUUAACUCCAUUCCACUGAUGUUUGGCCUCAGUGCUGUUUCACAAGUUGUUCAGGGUUUUUAAACUUUAGUGUAGCGUUGUAUUGUACAUUUUUUUAAAGCUGGAUCAUAAUCCACUGCUAAAAAUUGCCAUUAUGACACAGAGGAAGCGAAUAACUUACAUUCACCUUUAAAUAGUUCAGACAAAAGAAAGGAAUAUUUACUAAACCAGGAAUAUUGGUUUUUUUUUUUUAAAGUAUUUAUUCUGAAUUGUGUAUAUACUUUACAGUUACUGUCUUUGAAACAGAUGUAGACAGAGUUCAUCAAAAAGGUUUAGCAUUUUGAAUCCAUUGUCAAUUCCAGUGUCUUGUUUGUACCAACGCUUUUUUAAAAUAAAUUAUCUCAAUGCAAUGAA